UUCCGAGAUUUUUGACGUCUUGGAGUUGUUCUUGUUGGAUCGUAUGAUAUCUGAUGAUAGAUUCCAUCGGUCUUAGGUAAGAUCUUUAUGAACGAGAGAAUGCUUCCGGUGAAGAAUUCCGACCUCUGGCUUUUGUGAUAUUUAGUUUCUCUUGCAGGAUCAAUUCUCCAUCGACAUAACAUGGAUGUCAGUGACGAUGGCGAAGGCUCUCUCGAGGUCGGCACAACCGGCACCAUUGGCUCCCUGAUGACUCGAGAAUUAGAAUCCAUGAAGCACUCGGAACAAGCAUCUUCUUCCACUCGAAGAAGACAACAAACAGGUCCCGUCUUCGUACCCUGCGGUGCUGCUCCUGGGAAAGCAUCGCGAAGGAGAAAUCAAGCAGAUGGAUGUGGCAGCAGCGGCAGCAGUAUCGGGCAGGAUCACUGUGCGGAUGCUCAGAAACGCCGACACAGCACACGCAAAAAUGGCCAUCGAGUUCCGAUAUUAGGGUCUGGUGACAGUCCCAUGGCUCGGAACUCUGGUAAGGAUAAGGUGGAGAAGAAAGGCCACGGUUACACUGUGGAAGUUGUCGAUCUGAAGUGCAGCAACCCGAUGAGCAACCGCCUCAAGAAGCUCAGCUUCUCCAAGCUCUCCGAAUCCAUCUCCUAGUCCUCGGGCAUGCUCAGCUUCUUCCCACUCUGUUCUCAGGUGCCUGUACAUUCAUUUUCACUCUCUGCCGUUCCACCGUAAAGACUGGAUCAGAAUCUGCCGUAAAAUUAAACUCCGAUUCGCUUUCAGCAGGCAUUAACUCGAUGUGUAAUACCCUCGAGAAAGGGAAGCUGCCCCGAGGGUGGGAGACUUUGACAAUUUGCACAGCCACCGAGGAAGAUAGAUACAAGAUUUAUGAGACGCGGAUUGGCGGUCACCAACCAAGUUGGAUAUGUCGGAUCACCGUAGCGGUCGAUCGUAAGCUUUCUAAGAUCGAUCACAUCUCUCCCUUGGCUUCCUACGCCAGGAUUCCAGGACAACAACGGUUGAUCGAGGUGCUCUUUCUCCUUUAAUUUUGCUUCCGCGGCCUCCUCCUUGCUCUCGACAUUCUCAAGCUUCUGUACAGUAAGUCGCCUCGUGAUACUUCUUAGGUCCUUCGACUCUCCCAUGAGGUGUCCUCAAACCAUGUCAUCUCUUGCAUUCAAAUGGCACCUUUUCAGAUUCGGCACUUGCAGGUGGCAAAGCCUAGACAUCGAUUUAGGCAGUCGUAUGAUCAUAGUGUGAGAAUGGUCUCAACACCGAAGACGUGGGAGGUCACAGAUAGCCUCUGGUAACGUCUGACCACCAUGUGGGCUGUAUGACAAAUCCAACACUCGCAGGCUCUUGAUGUUUUCUAGGACUUGGCAGAACUGUUGCAAUUCUCUGAGCGCGGCUCGACAGUAGAUUGGUCAGCACGAUUCUUUGAUUGCUGGAGACUUUUUGAACAUUGUGCAGCAUAAUUGUAGUCCUUAUCAUAAGCAUCAUCUUUGAGUUCACAUAGCCAAUCGGUCAGUACUCGGCUCUCGAUCGGCUUCCCCUCAGCUGCAUGGAUCAUAGCUUGGAUUCGAGCAAGUCUGUCCUCUACAUCCACAAGCAUGUU
Musa acuminata subsp. malaccensis (wild Malaysian banana) is the source of this 1606-nucleotide messenger RNA. RefSeq lists its product as uncharacterized. NCBI's taxonomy places the organism in Eukaryota, Viridiplantae, Streptophyta, Magnoliopsida, Zingiberales, Musaceae. The record is from RefSeq and is a predicted model, not a curated record.